AUGAGCAGCAGUGACAACAAUAGCAAUACUAAUAACUUGCAGCAGAGUAACAUUCAACAAGUACAGAUGAAUCUACUGAGACAACUAGCCAUUAUUAAUGCUGCUGUUGCUUCCAACAAUCCCUCAGUUACAGAGAAUACACCCCCAGCUCCUCAAAAUCCUCCACAACAAUCAGUAAUCCAGCGACUUCUAGUAAUGGAAUGCCUCCAGCGACAAGCACAAGCUCAACAUCUACUGGAAGCGCUGGCAUCCCUCAACGCUCAGAAUUCUAGAGCUGGAGAAGGAAGAGGAGCCUCUGAAGCGUCCGAGUCUGAGAGCCAAUCGAUCGCUUCUAGUGACAUUUCCGCGCUACCAUCUCCUUCAAUUCUGUCACUAGAAGAUUCAGCCCACAGUUCUGCAAGUAUAGAAAGCUCUAUUCAAGGGCACAACUACAGACUUGCUCUGACGGAUAGAACAUUGCUCAGGGCUCAAUUGCCGCUGAGAGAUGACCAAAGAAGACUUGAAAAUUUGAUUCAACGAGCGAUUGGGCCGGAAUGCCUCAGAUUUACAUUUGAACAGGCGAAGCUUCUCGUCGAUGCGGGACUAGUCAGGCCUCAUGGAAGCAAAGAUACAGCAGACAAUUUGCGAUACAAGUGCGUCUUUUGCAAUGUCCUCCAAGUGCCGAUCCGGUCGUUUAGGCGGACAGAACAGCUGCAGCGCCACUACCACAACCACCUAGACAUACGUCUCUACAAAUGCUCCGUCUGCGACAAACGAUUCAAGCGCACAGACCACCUCAGAAGACAUUUCAAAACGCAACAUCCUAAUCAGUACAAAAUUAUUUAUGAAUAA
Molecule: messenger RNA, 831 nt
Organism: Oikopleura dioica
Lineage: Eukaryota; Metazoa; Chordata; Appendicularia; Copelata; Oikopleuridae
Source: the annotation of a GenBank genome assembly